Ricinus communis (castor bean) is the source of this 1526-nucleotide messenger RNA. Its product is annotated as protein JINGUBANG. NCBI's taxonomy places the organism in Eukaryota, Viridiplantae, Streptophyta, Magnoliopsida, Malpighiales, Euphorbiaceae. The record is from RefSeq and is a predicted model, not a curated record. Gene Ontology annotation, molecular function: protein binding. The transcript has a single exon. Bases 75 to 1400 code for a protein of 441 amino acids.
UCUAUUUAACUCCCUCACAAGUCUUCGUAUCUUUCAAAGCCAAGCUCCUAAGCUUUGAAAAAUAAGAACACAAAAUGAAAGUCCGUUCAUGGCUAGCCACCACCUGCUCCUCCACCACCACCACCACCACCACGGCCACCGCCACUCAAAACACCACCUUUUCAUCCGCUAAACACCUUUAUUCCGACACCAGUAGCGCCUCCGAUUCAAGUCCUGCCACCUCCUCCAUGAGCAGCCUCCAAAGCAACCUCUCUCUCCAAACUCUCCCUUCAGUCCCUUCCCUCCAAAAACUCACACCAGAAACCCUCAAUGUUUCAAUCUCUUAUCAUUCCACAACCUCUCUUAAGCUUAUUCCAAAUCUCCAAAUCACCUGCCUCGCUCUCCACGACAACCUCCUCUAUGCCGCCUCUACUCACAUCGUCAACGUCUACGAUCGCACCACAUGUCAUCAUCUUCACUCUUUCAGCGCUAACAAUUCAUCCUCAGGCUCCAUUAAGUCUAUCACCUUCUGUAACGGCAAAAUAUUCACAGCUCAUCAAGACUGUAAAAUCCGCGUUUGGAAACUCAUACAAAAUUAUCAACAUAAACUGUUAACGGUUCUUCCUACCGUUAAGGACCGCUUAUCCAAGUCUAUGCUGCCGAAGAACUACGUUAAUGUAAGGCGACACAAGAAGAUGUUGUGGAUUCAGCAUGCUGACGCUGUUACUAGUCUUGCCGUUAACAAUGGCUUCAUUUAUUCAGUUUCUUGGGAUAAAUGUUUAAAGAUAUGGAGGGCUUCUGAUUUACGGUGCUUAGAGAGUGUUAAAGCACAUGAGGAUGCUAUUAACGCCGUUGUUGUUUCCGUUAACGGAACUGUUUACACUGGCUCCGCGGAUUGCAAGAUUCGGGUUUGGGCUAAGCCGCUUGAUGGAAAGAAGCAUACAUUGGUAGCUACCCUAGAGAAGCAUAAAUCUGCUGUUAAUGCUUUGGCUUUAAACGACGACGGAUCGGUGUUGUUUUCAGGUGCAUGCGAUCGUUCUAUUUUGGUUUGGGAGAGAGAAGACAGUGCUAAUCAUAUGGUUGUGAGUGGCGCGUUGAGAGGUCAUGGGAAGGCCAUUUUGAGUUUGAUUAACGUCUCUGAUUUGUUGUUGAGUGGGUCAGCUGAUCGGACGGUGAGGAUUUGGCAAAGAGGACAUGAUGGGAAAUAUUGUUGUUUGGCUGUUCUGGAAGGGCAUAAUAAACCAGUUAAGUCUUUAGCGGCGGUUUGGGAAGAGAACGAUGGAAAUGGCAAUAAUCAUGAUAACAGAAACAGUGUAGUUUCAGUGUUCAGUGGAAGUUUAGAUGGAGAAAUUAAGGCCUGGCAAGUGUCCGUUUUUAGACCUAGUAGCCUUGUUUCUCCAUAUCAAAUAUUAAAGAUUUAAUUUCUUUUUGACAGAAGAAGAAUUUCAUUUCUUAGUUCUUGAGGGUUUCAUUGGAUUUUUGUAUAUAAUACAAUGAAUGUUUUGUUUGUUCUUUUAGGUUAUUAAUGGAACUUAGAAGUUUGAUUA